This is a messenger RNA of Armigeres subalbatus, 1723 nucleotides long. Its product is annotated as rho GTPase-activating protein 100F-like. The record is from RefSeq and is a predicted model, not a curated record. Bases 118 to 525 code for a protein of 135 amino acids. Gene Ontology annotation, biological process: cell migration; regulation of Ras protein signal transduction. Gene Ontology annotation, molecular function: GTPase activator activity. The transcript is spliced from 3 exons. Gene Ontology annotation, cellular component: synaptic membrane. NCBI's taxonomy places the organism in Eukaryota, Metazoa, Arthropoda, Insecta, Diptera, Culicidae.
UCGAGCUUAGCUUGCGACGAGUACCCAGCAGUUCUGCCAUCUGUGAACAGCGAGCCUCACGCGACAUCCUAAAUAAGAAGCGAGUGCAUCGGUUCUCUUGUUCCGCUGAAAACAUACAUGACGUACUUAAGAACACCGAAAACAUCUUCAGCAGCUGGUGGUACUUUCAUGUAUUCACUGCCGGUACGGUCUAUAUCCUCGCAACAUAUUGGGCCGUCGUCAAUUCGUUCGCCAAGUGUCCGGCGUAUGCGACAGCUGCUGAAAAUGAUUCAAGCUGGUCCGGGUGACGUAUCAGGAACGGCAAUGGCAGCCCUCACCGGCCAUCAGAGCCCGGCACCUACACCGAGCACAAAACUGCCCCGCAGCCACCACCCGAUCGACAUCAACCCGGCCGAGUAUUCUAAGCUCAAGCUAGAUAAGACAGUGAUUGACGCAAUCGGAAUAUCCGGAAUGCUGUGGAUCCAUCUGCUUACGGUCAUGGACUACGGGCCAUGUGUGAAACGUAUGAAGCGCAGCAACCGAUGAACCGACCGGCGUUGGAUUACUCGAGCGAUACGGAAGCCAUCAUCGGAUCGUGGCCCACCCGGCCAUGGCAUACACGAAAGCUCGAGACAGCACUCAAACCCUUGGAGGUGGUCCAGAAUUUGCCAACUUUAACUCAAUCCCGCGCGUUCGACCCGGGGCAUGUAUGGGUCUCCAGAGCCGUGUAGCUGAUCGUCUGCAGGACGAAAGCGAUGAAAUCCUUUCAGCUCCCCAAGUACUCACUGCCCAUCUGAAGGGAGCCUAGAGAUCUUCGCCAGCGUUUGGCCGCCAGUCCAUGCACCUUAAGAACACCGAAAACAUCUUCAGCAGCCGGUGGUACCUUCAUAUAUUCACCGCCGGUACGGUCUAUGUCCUCGCAACAUAUUGGGCCGUCGUCAAUUCGUUCGCCAAGUGUCCGGCGUAUGCGACAGCUGCUGAAAAUGACUCAAGCUGGUCCGGGUGGCGCACCAGCAUCGGCAAUAGCAGCCCUCACCGGCCAUCAGAGCCCGGCACCUACAUCGAGCACAACACUGCCACGCACCCACUAUCCGAUCGACAUCAACCCGGCCGAGUAUUCCAAGCUAAAACUGGAUAAGACAGUGGUUGGCGCAAUCGAAUAUCCGGAAUGAUGUGGAUCCAUCUGCUUGCCGGUCGUGAACUACGGGUUACGCCUGAACCACCUCAAGUGCAGCAUCCGAUGAUCCGAGAUUUGUAUUGCGUACUGGAAUGCGAUCGUAUCCGGGUUGCUGGAUGGAUCGUGGGAUCCUCAACAUCGACACAAGCUGUGUCAUAGAUGUGCACUUUCACUAACUAUUCUCCUGCGGCAACUGCCCGCAAGCUGCACCGGAACGGAACUUGGCCUCGGGACAGCACAGAUGUUCUGUCGAAAAUUCAAAACGCUGUAAAAAUUGUAGGGGUUCCGUACUAUUUAGUUGCUAAAUAUAUAAUUUUCCACGAUCCUUUUCUUUAUUGAUAACUUGUUUACAUCCAACUGCCAUUCGAGGCAGUUAUGUAUAUGUACUUUUACUAGUACAUAUAUAUUCUGCCUCCGAUGACAGCUGGGUGUAAAUAAAUCAACAUGAAAUCCCUUUUAAAACAACCCUAACCGCUGCCUAAUCGCCCAAAGCGAAACAUAUCUAACGUUGAUGUAACGUGAGUGUAACAGGUUAGAUGGAAUUAUGCACCAAGCAUAAACAUACCU